GGCUUGGGCCUGCAAGAUGGGCGGGAGGGGGGAGAGCCGUUAGAUGCGAACGGGGCGUCCUCAGCGCGCCUGAGUUGUCGCGGUGGCGGUUGUCAUGGCAGCGGCGGCCGGGUCCGGAGGAGGCGAAACGGCCUCCUCUGCAGACGAAGGCGGAGGGGGCCGGGGGAGCCCCCCCGGCUCGGACCCACGACGCCUGGGGCCGGGGGGGCGAGAGGAAGAGGAGGCGCCGAGGCAAGGCAGCGCGGGAGGCCUGGGCAGCCAGAGCCGCCCGUCCUCGUCGCCGCCUUCUCGCGAGGCUGAAGUCACCGUGGAGAUCGGAGAGACCUACCUGUGUCGGCGAGGGGACGGAACGUGGCAUUCUGCAGAGGUGAUUCAGUCUCGUCUCAACGAACAAGAAGCCAGAGAGGAAUUUUAUGUUCACUAUGUAGGAUUCAACCGACGUCUGGAUGAGUGGGUGGAUAAGAACCGCCUGGCCCUCACCAAGACAGUCAAAGAUGCCGUGCAGAAGAACACCGAUCAAUACAUGAACGAACUUUCUGAGCAGCCCGAGCGCAAGAUCACGCGCAAUCAGAAGCGCAAACAUGAUGAAAUCAACCAUGUCCAAAAGACGUAUGCUGAGAUGGAUCCUACCACAGCAGCUUUGGAGAAGGAACAUGAAGCAAUCACCAAAGUGAAAUAUGUGGACAAAAUCCAUAUUGGGAACUAUGAGAUUGACGCUUGGUAUUUCUCACCAUUCCCAGAAGACUACGGGAAGCAGCCCAAGCUGUGGAUCUGCGAAUACUGCCUCAAGUAUAUGAAGUUUGAGAAGACUUACCGCUAUCACCUUGGCCAGUGUGAGUGGCGACAACCACCAGGGAAAGAAAUCUACCGCAAAAACAACAUCUCAGUAUAUGAGGUGGAUGGCAAAGAUCACAAGAUUUAUUGCCAGAAUUUGUGUCUUUUGGCCAAACUAUUCCUGGAUCAUAAGACCCUCUACUUUGACGUGGAGCCCUUUGUCUUCUACAUCCUUACUGAGGUGGACAGGCAAGGAGCCCAUAUCGUUGGCUACUUUUCCAAGGAAAAGGAAUCCCCAGAUGGGAAUAAUGUCGCUUGUAUUCUAACCUUGCCCCCUUACCAGAGACGGGGCUAUGGGAAAUUCCUCAUUGCAUUCAGCUAUGAGCUCUCCAAACUUGAAAGCACAGUGGGAUCCCCCGAGAAGCCCCUUUCGGACCUCGGCAAGCUGAGCUACCGCAGCUAUUGGUCAUGGGUGUUACUAGAGAUCCUUCGGGAUUUCCGAGGCACCCUUUCCAUCAAGGAUCUCAGCCAGAUGACGAGCAUCACGCAGAAUGACAUCAUCAGCACCUUGCAGUCCCUGAACAUGGUCAAGUAUUGGAAGGGGCAGCAUGUCAUCUGCGUCACUCCCAAGUUGGUGGAGGAACAUCUCAAAAGCGCUCAGUAUAAGAAGCCGCCUAUCACAGUGGAUUCUCUCUGCCUGAGAUGGGCACCUCCUAAACACAAGCAAGCCAAGAUUUCCAAGAAGUGAAGGAAAAACUGACUUGAAAAAUGGAAAGGGUUUGGCUUCACAUCUGCUUUUUUUUAUUUUGGAAGACGUUCACUAAUUUAACAUUGCUGUCAGUCUUGUACUGAAAAGGCAUACAUGGAACAGGUAGCUUGGGGUUAUGAGAAACACCUGAAAACAGGUGGGUUCAUUUGAAUGAAGACUACUUAUUUUAUCCCCCUUUUUUUCUGUUGCUCGAUACAGAACUUUCUUUUUUUCUUUCUUUCUUUCUAAACUUGGUGUCUUCUCUAAGUCGGAACUGGUAUCUUCAUUCAUAUCAUAAAAAGAGCAGAUAAAUCAUUUUAUUAUUUCGAAUUGACAGUUCUAACUGACUUCGGGAUGUUACCAAUCCCAGAAUCAAGCGGGUCAUUCAGUAUGGCAGAACUGUGGCAGAACGAGACCUGAGCAGUAAAUAAAUGCAGGGAUUGGCUAUUUGGAGAGCACAUAGUCAACAAAAGUUGGGAAGCCGUGAUUACUAUCAGUAAUAGGAAAACUAGAUUAUUGAUUAUCAUAAGAAGGAAGAUUGACGUCUCCAAAAGAGAUCUCCAACUUAUUGAAAUAUGAAACAAUCAGCCUUGCUCAACAUUUUGAAGAGAAAAAAAAUCUGUGUCUUCUGUAAUUCUUGAGAAAAUGGUCCCUCUUGGUAGAUCUGUUGUCGCUCUCCAUAUCUUCAAAGGGAGGCAAGUUUGUACAUUCUAUCAAAGCUCAUACAUGUUCUUAGUUAUGCUAGAUAAGUAGCUUGAAUCCUUCCACUGUCCCACGGCUGUUAGCAAAGUGGGAAAAGAGGGAGAGAAUGUUUUCAAGUAGUAUCACUUGCUCCACAGUCAACAUUUAAGGUCAGUGCUGACAAAAAUAUAAGAUGUAUUAGAGUUACAAUGCUUGGUAACCCGUAGCACGAGAGUCAGGAUUUGGGUGUUAAAGACUCAGGAAAGUGGAAAUAGGCACAUAUAAAAGUCUGAUGUCACUUCCGAGGCUGUUCCAUAGUGCAGUGUUGGCUUCUAUGAUGUAACUAAAAGGAAUUUACCAAUUCCUUUUACAGUGCCUCAAAGUAAAUGGUUCUUUCUUGGAACAAAACGCUGAACAAGAGCAGCGGGGGGGGGGGAAACAUGCUUUUAAACUUAGCUGCCCUUCUAAAACACAGCCUUUACUCAGACGAAUGGACGAACUCCGGAUUGGAGAAAACUGACUACAAGGCUAUGGUGGAAUUACUUGAUAUUUCCCCUUCCAUGGCAUGAACCGCGUUUGGUGGUGAUCAACUGAGGAGGGACUUUGCCAAAAGAUCAGAAGUCUCUUGAAGCGAUCAAGUGGACCGAAGAGAAAAACCUGUCGCUAUUUGCACCACCGGUUUCCGCUGAGGUCCUUGCAUACUUUCGUUGUUUUGGGGGAGAGUGAUUUGGGGAGGGACCCUGAGGCUUGUGGUGGAUGUCUUGGGUAGGAACAUCUAUUCACAGAGUUGCUGUAGUUUUUAAUGUGUAUACCAUAUAUAUAUAGUGUGUUCUGCUUAAGAAAUAUUUUAAUAAAAAAAAAACAUAACACAA
Crotalus tigris (Tiger rattlesnake) is the source of this 3075-nucleotide messenger RNA. RefSeq names its product lysine acetyltransferase 8 (gene KAT8). Gene Ontology annotation, molecular function: histone acetyltransferase activity. The record is from RefSeq and is a predicted model, not a curated record. Bases 95 to 1522 code for a protein of 475 amino acids. Gene Ontology annotation, biological process: regulation of DNA-templated transcription. NCBI's taxonomy places the organism in Eukaryota, Metazoa, Chordata, Lepidosauria, Squamata, Viperidae. The transcript is spliced from 11 exons.